AUGAUGGUGCACUGCGCGGGCUGCGAGCGGCCCAUCCUGGACCGCUUCUUGCUCAACGUCCUCGACCGGGCCUGGCACAUCAAGUGCGUGCAGUGCUGCGAGUGCAAGUGCAACCUCACCGAGAAAUGCUUCUCCCGCGAAGGCAAGCUCUACUGCAAGAACGACUUUUUCAGGAGAUUUGGUACCAAAUGCGCCGGGUGCGCGCAGGGCAUCUCGCCUUCGGACCUGGUGCGCAAAGCGCGGAGCAAAGUCUUUCACCUGAACUGUUUCACCUGCAUGGUUUGUAACAAGCAGCUCUCGACGGGCGAGGAACUGUACAUCAUCGACGAGAACAAAUUCGUCUGCAAAGACGACUACUUGAGUUCGGCCAGCUUGAAGGAAGGCAGCCUCAACUCCGUGUCCUCCUGUACCGACCGCAGCUUGUCUCCCGACAUCCAGGACCCGAUGCAGGACGACACGAAGGAAACCGACAAUUCCACCUCCUCGGAUAAGGAGACCACCAACAACGAGAACGAGGAGCAGAACUCGGGCACCAAGCGGCGGGGUCCUCGCACCACCAUCAAGGCCAAGCAGCUGGAGACCCUCAAAGCCGCCUUCGCCGCCACCCCCAAGCCCACCAGGCACAUCCGCGAGCAGCUAGCCCAAGAAACAGGACUCAACAUGAGAGUCAUUCAGGUUUGGUUCCAGAACCGACGGUCCAAGGAGCGGCGGAUGAAGCAACUGAGCGCGCUGGGAGCUCGCAGACACGCUUUUUUCAGGAGUCCUCGGCGCAUGCGCCCUCUGGGAGGCAGACUAGAUGAAUCCGAAAUGUUGGGCUCCACCCCGUACACUUACUACGGAGAUUACCAGGGCGACUACUACGGGCCCGGGGGCAACUACGACUUCUUUCCCCACGGGCCGCCCUCGCAGGCGCAGUCUCCGGCCGACUCCAGCUACAUCCCGACGUCGGGGGCCGGCUCCACGCCACUUGGACCCCUGGAACCCCCCCUCCCCGGGCACCACGCUUCCGAGAACCAAAGGUACACGGAUAUGAUCUCGCACCCCGACACUCCCAGCCCGGAGCCCGGCCUCCCCGGCUCGCUGCACCCCCUCCCGGGAGAGGUCUUCAGCGGCGGGCCCAGCCCCCCCUUCUCCAUGUCCAGCUACAGCGGGCCCCUCUCGCACCCCAACCAGGAGCUCAACGAGACGGCCGUGUGGUAG
Eublepharis macularius is the source of this 1200-nucleotide messenger RNA. RefSeq names its product LIM homeobox 5 (gene LHX5). Gene Ontology annotation, biological process: neuron differentiation; regulation of transcription by RNA polymerase II. Gene Ontology annotation, molecular function: DNA-binding transcription factor activity, RNA polymerase II-specific; RNA polymerase II transcription regulatory region sequence-specific DNA binding. The record is from RefSeq and is a predicted model, not a curated record. NCBI's taxonomy places the organism in Eukaryota, Metazoa, Chordata, Lepidosauria, Squamata, Eublepharidae. Gene Ontology annotation, cellular component: nucleus. The transcript has 5 exons. Bases 1 to 1200 code for a protein of 399 amino acids.